Cordyceps militaris CM01 is the source of this 2106-nucleotide messenger RNA. Its product is annotated as C6 transcription factor. The record is from RefSeq and is a predicted model, not a curated record. NCBI's taxonomy places the organism in Eukaryota, Fungi, Ascomycota, Sordariomycetes, Hypocreales, Cordycipitaceae. Gene Ontology annotation, biological process: DNA-templated transcription. Gene Ontology annotation, molecular function: DNA binding; zinc ion binding. The transcript is spliced from 4 exons. Bases 1 to 2106 code for a protein of 701 amino acids.
AUGGCAAACUCUGCCCCGAGGGGGUCCAUUGCCGACUCAUCAUCAAGCCGAAGUCAAGAUAACCUCUCCUCUGGGUCCAGAUCCGCAAGUUCUCAGUCGCUCUCGAAUCAUUCAGGCACCACAACACCUACCGCGUCCAUCCUCCCGUCAAACUCGGCGUCCUCAGGCGACACUCGGUCAAAGGAUGCAACUGUUCCAGCAGCCUGUCUAGCAUGCUGUCAAGACCACACCACCUGGGAACCCUUUGCAUGGGCACCAAUGUGGCUAGUCUUUGCCUGUUACUCUGCUCCUACGGAAUCGUUGAACUGUAAUCCCUGUGCAAGAUGCGUGGGUUCCGGAUCCGACUGCAUCUAUGUGGCUUCUCGUCGGGGUUAUAAGGGACCGCGCAAGAACCAACCACAAAACACGAAUAGAUCCCAAGUCACAUCCCCUCCUCCGGCGUCAAUUUCGAGUUCUGGUGAUGGACCAAACACUCCCAUGCUAAUGGACCCUGGUUCUGCCGUCAGCGACGCGUUAUCCACCCAAAGACAGUCUUUCAGCGGCGCUGCCGGUGUCCCUUACGCAACGGGCGCAUACCCUUUUGAUAACCUGCCACCAACAAACGCCGAUCUUCAGCUCUACCGGUCCUACUUUCCGGACAACCCUGCCAGUGUCUCCCCUACAAAACAACCAGUUCCUCCAAACUUGCAGACCUUUCCGCUCGCGGAUCGUUGCCUCGACGCCUUCUUCUACCAUUUCCAUGCGUCACACCCGUUUGUAUUACCAAAACCAUACCUACUCGCCCUCAUAGGGGAGCCCUCGUUGGAGCCGUUGCUGGCAGCAGCCCGUUGGGUAGGCUCACUUUUCAUCGAUGCCGGAAACGCAAGGCAGUCCCUUUUCCACGAGGCUUAUCGGCUCGUCUACGAGCCCCAAAGACUAAAAGAUGGCUUCGUGGUCCAAGCAAUGGUGCUGUUGAUUGUGGCCCUCGAUGGUAACUGCGAGAAUGACAAGGCGAGGGAGAUUCUCAGAGACGCCGAGACUCUUGCCCUGCAGAUUGGCUUAAAUACCGGGGCCUUUGCGACCCUUCAUGGUAGAAGUCUUCCCGUGAUGGAAGAGAGCUGGCGGAGAACCUGGUGGGAUCUCUUCAUCAUCGAUGGUAUAAUUGCUGGCGUUCACCACGCCACCAACUUUUUACUGUACGACGUUCCGGUAGAUGUUCCGCUCCCAUGUGAAGAGCUACAGUUCUUGUCUGGGUCAGUUUCGUUGCCUCAAAAUGAUGAUGCUAAUGUUGAGCAGAACAUUCCGAACCCUGUAACACUGCAAGAGUUAGAAAACAGCGACUUUUCUGGUGUUGACAGACACUUUUCUUCCUUUGCCUAUCGAAUACUUUGCGGCCGCAACUUGGGACGCUUUAUGCGAACGCCUCCAUUACAAGGGCCUGACGACGAGAACAUUUCAAGGAUCGAGGCGCUCCUCACCAACUGGCGACUACACCUCCCUCAGAACAAAAAGGAUUCGCUGCAGAAGAAUGGCAUGUUAGAUGAGAUGAUGUUUCAAGCGCAUAUGAUUAUGCAUGCGACCUCUAUAAUGCUGCACCAGCCAUUCUCUCAGCUCGACACGACGCUGACGCAAGGUAUCACUUCGGGUGCUCCAUACCAGCCAGUUGCGACAAGAGAGAUGUUCAACACGCAUACGAAGCACACAGUCACUUCGGCAUGCGCGAUUAGCGAGAUGAUUACGCAUAGAGUGCCGCUCCUUUCACAUACACAAUUCUUUACUUGCGUGGUCACUCUGUCAUCGAUAGUCCAUUUGAGCAAAUGGGCAGUCUUCUUUGUACCACACGAUGAUGAUGAUUUACGCCAGCAAAUACGACUGAAUAUCGGGGCUCUGAACCACCUUUCCACUGUCUGGACAGCGGCGAACCGAGCUCGAAACCAAGUCCGAGCGGUUGCUCGAGAUAUCUACCAGCUAAAGAAACAACAGCAAAGCAACCCUCAAUAUUGGAUCGGAUACUCGCAGCAAGAUAUGCUCAACAGCAUGGCUGCAGAUGAAAAUAUCAUUACCGAAGUCGAAAACGCAGAAGGGUUACAGCACUCUCAGCAUGGAAUGAGUCGUGGCAUGCAAUGA